Messenger RNA from Zerene cesonia (dogface butterfly), 5848 nucleotides. RefSeq names its product protein kibra (gene kibra). Gene Ontology annotation, cellular component: cytoplasm. Gene Ontology annotation, molecular function: kinase binding; molecular adaptor activity. The record is from RefSeq and is a predicted model, not a curated record. Bases 358 to 3819 code for a protein of 1153 amino acids. The transcript is spliced from 20 exons. NCBI's taxonomy places the organism in Eukaryota, Metazoa, Arthropoda, Insecta, Lepidoptera, Pieridae. Gene Ontology annotation, biological process: regulation of DNA-templated transcription; negative regulation of organ growth; cell migration.
AAGUAUACCGGGGCCCGAAAUGUAAUGUAAACAUUGUGGUCAAGAGGAAUGCAUUUAGACAGUAGGUGCUGUAGGAUAUUAUCAUGAGCCGUGAUAACGUGGCGGUGAGUCCGCGCGCCUCAGUCAGCGACGCGAGUUCGCGCAAAGCGGUCGUAUGUAUAUUCCGUGUCGGUCUAGUGACGUACGGAACUUUGUGUUCGCGUUCGCGUACGCGCCGCAUUCCAUCGUGGGGGCCCUUCGCCGCCAUUGGCUGAUCCCACGUGACGUCACUCCUCGUAAUGAGGUAUUCAACAUGGCCGUGUAGCUAGUUCGCGAGUGUGCUUCGUUAUUCGUUUGAAUGGAUUUAAUCAGUGAAAUAUGCCAAGGAGACGAAACGGUGAGAUACCCUUGCCCGACGGAUGGGAUUACGCGAGGGACUUCGACGGUAAACUCUAUUUUAUCGACCACAACAAUAGAAAAACGACGUGGAUUGACCCGCGAGACAGAUACACAAAGCCACAGUCGUUUGCGGACUGCAUCGGCAAUGAACUGCCGCUUGGCUGGGAAGAGGCUUACGAUCCUCAGAUCGGGCCAUAUUACAUCAACCAUGUCAAUCAGGUGACGCAGUUGGAAGACCCGAGGUUGGAAUGGCUGAGUAUACAAGAGGCGAUGUUGAGGGACUACCUCCACACCGCGCAGGAAGCUUUGGAGGCAAAGCGAGAAAUGUACGAUGUUAAGAAGCAAAGGCUGUGUCUAGCUCAAGAUGAGUACAAGCACCUAAACAACGCCUUGUCGACCCUCGCAGCUUCUAGAACCAGCUUGUGUUCAUCAACCACCUCAGUCACGACCACCUCAACCACCUCACGUCAUGAUCCCGAACAGUUGCGCUGCGAAGUGACGCAGGCGCGCGGGCGCGUCGCGCAGCUGCGCAAGGAGCUGCGGCAGGCGCGCGCUGAGGUGGCGUGCGCGAGGCGAGGCGUGGACACGCUUGCUGAAGUCGAACAAAAACUCAGCGCACAGCAAGGAUGUUACAACAUAACUGAAGCGCAAGCAAUCAUGACUGAGUUGAAGAACAUCCAGAAAUCUCUGACGUCGGGCGAGAAAGAGAGAGCCGAUCUUAUGCAAUCACUAGCCAAAUUAAAAGACGACCUAACAAGGUUGCAACUGGGCGAAGCGUCGCCAGACCUAUCGACACUAAGCCUGCCUCAAGAGAAACUUAGCACUGCCUCGCAAACGGACCUAUGUUCCGAACUGGUACCGAUUGGUACGAGACUAGCUGAAAUGGCGCGGGUUCGCCUCCAAUACGACGAAGCUAGAAAGCGGAUCCAACAGAUACAGCAGCAAUUAGCGGACCUGGAAGAUAAAGUGCAGCCGGGCCAAGCGGAAUCGGACAAAGACCGUCUACUGCUGUUUCAAGAGAAAGAACAGUUGCUUCGGGAGCUCAGAAGCAUAACGCCCAGGACGAGAUCGAAACAGGAGAUGUGCGACAUACAGUCAGAGUGCAAGAGGCUGGAGCAAGACUUGAAGAACGCGUUCGAGAUGUCGAACAAGUGCAUAGCGGACAGAUUGAGGCUACACGAAGAGAAGCAGUUGCUGCUGCAGCAAUUGAAGGACGCGUUGACGUCAAUGACGACGUUGGAGGGGCAGCUGAAGACGCUAUCGGCGUCCACGCUGUCGGUGUCCAGUAGUUCGAGCUUGGGGUCCCUUUCUACGGCGAGUAGUAAGGGCUCAUUAAGUUCGGGGAUUAGCUUUACGGAUAUAUACGGGGGACCUCAGAUAGCCACCUUCCAAGCGGACAAGCCUAUCGAUAUGGUCGAUUUGCAUAGGCGUGUUGAGAGACUGCUCCGCGGGUCGAGCGGCGAGGGCGGGUCGCAGCCCUCCCUGUCGCCGCGCAGCAGCCUGUCCUCCGCCAGCCCGCCGCCGCCGCCGCCCUCUUACACGCAGGUGGAAAGACAAAGGCGACAGCAGCGGGAGUUGGAAGAGAAAUUAGCCGAAAUGCGGAUAGGUGUCGCCACUGGGCUAAACGAAGUCACAGGAUUGGCUACAAUCCCCGUGCAAGUGCAAGGUCCGGGCCGGCCGGGCGAGCCGCUGUCUCCCAUCUCGGAGACUCCGCCACCGCUCUCACCCACUUGCUCCUCUAGUGGUACAAACACUAGAUCGGUGUCAGCCGCGGUAAGCGACGAAUCGGUGGCCGGCGACUCCGGGGUGUUUGAGGCUGCGCAGGCGGCUGAUUGCUCUAACGCGGUGAACAGUGCCCAAAUUGAGAUCAAAUUGCGGUACUGCCCCGACGAGAGCGCGCUAGAGAUUGGCAUCAUACGCGCGAGGAACUUGCACGCGCUUUACAUAGACAAUGGCACUGAGGUCGCGGUCCGCGGGGCGCUAGUGGUGGGCGGCGGCGGCGGCACCGUGUUCCAGGCGGCGGCGCUGGCGUGGCGCGGCGCGACGCUGGCGUGGCGCAGCACCCGGCGCGCCGCCGUGGGCCCGCGGGCGCUGCGGGCCGCCACCCUGCAGAUCAACUUGGCGGCGGAUGGCGAGUGUUUGGGUUGUACCCAAGUGAGCUUAGCGGAUUUCGACCCCGAGACAACAUCACAGAAGUGGUAUAAUGUUUUGAGCUUCAGGAGUAUGAGGAGAGACGAGAGUUCUGAUGAAUCUACUGUCAUCUCUUCACAAACGUCCACUCUUACGAGGAAUAGAGGUCCAGAAAGCAUGGCGGCUGCAGAAUGUAACGUGGAGUGUGGUGAUGACUCCGCGUCUGAUGAUGAUGAGGCUAGAGAACCACUUAAUCAGAUAGUAGAAGAGGAUUCUUUCGAAGACUACAUUCCUGAAGAAGAGUUAAAUUUGGAAGAAGAGUAUCUCCCUUCCACGGCGGAGAAGGAGACAAACACCGAGUGUAACUUCUGUCCGGAGGGCGCUAGGCAAUUGCACAGACGGAAAAGUCAACAAGUAAGCACUAACCAAGAAGAGCCGUUGGCGACCAUAAAGCGAUCUCAGACAUUCUCACCGCAACCCCAGAGUAUCGGCAAAGGGCAUUAUAUUUGUAGACUGAACCGUUCCGAGUCGGACUCUUCGAUGUGGCAAGGCGCUCGCCGGCCGCCUCCCCCCGCCGGUAUUCCCUUCGACAGAACGCUAAGGGAACGACGCUCGCUUAGAUGGGGCCGAGCCCGCAGCGCGGUGGUGCGGCACAGCUCUAGGCAGCGCAGCGCUAGGACAUCAUUGGACCUAUCACUAGACCUAAAAGCACACUCCUCCCGGCUGCAAGACCUGCGCCAGGAGAUACAGCAUCUCACGCAAUUGAAGAAACGGCUGGAGGAGGCGUGUGCGGCCGGCGACCCCGCGGUGGCGGCCUGGGCGGCGCGCGACGACGCGCUGCGGCGGCUGCUCGGCGCCGCGCCCGCGCCCUCCGCCCCCGGCGCCCCCGGCACCCCAGGCACCUCGGCCUCCGCCCCCGCGCGGGUGGCGCGCCUGUUCCAGCGCACCUGCCGCGACGUGUACCGCCUGCGGAAGUCCCGCCAGGGGAAGCGGCCCGACCUGGUCACUUUCAAAGAGAAAAUCGCAUUCUUCACCCGACCGAAGGCGACGGUGCCCGUUCUACCUGACGACCUCAACUCGGAAGACGAUUGGGAGCAUGACCUGGAGGAGAGGAGCACUCCCGAUGGCCGGUCCUCGAAGACCUCGUUCGAGAGACGGGACCAGGCCACCCAGGAGUUGGAGCAGGUCGUGGAGUGCAAGAACCCGUGUAUACCAGAGGACACCUUCGAGAAUCGAGACCUGAAGAUCAAGGAAGAUGACGAGGUUCGGUACGAUUUUGUGGUCGAUAGAGUGCUUGGUGUUCAAGUUUAAUAUAAUGAGAUAUUCUGAAAGCCUUCAGCAAAGCCUUGUUAGAGCUGGUUAAUUGAAAAUUUUCUCACUAAUAAAUUCAAAUUUCAAUUUCAACACCUUUAUUUGAAAAUAGAAAUGCUAGUUUACUCAAAAUGUUGAAUACUAGAGAUGAAUAAAUAGAAAUUUUUGAGGGUUGCCAUUUUGUUUAUCGUGUCCAUUGUUUAGAGCGGAAUGGAGAGUGUUGCCAGCUUAUGAAAUAUUGUUAAAUUCUUUGAUAAUUGUUUGUAAUUGUUCGUUUCGAUGUUCUAUUGAUUCCUAAAUGUCCAUUUAAAUUCCAUUUAGUUGAAUAUAUUAUUUAAAUUAUUAUUGUUAAAAGUCGUUGGAUUAUCUGGGUACAAGGUCUGGUUUUGAUCUGCGAUUUAGUAUUGCCAUUUUAAGAUAUUAUUUGACGUAUUCAUUGAAAUAUUUCGUCGAUUUCCUAAUAUAGGGUUAUAAUAGAAAUGGUAGAAAUUAGUAGAUAUCCAGUAAAGUGUUGCAACUUCGGCACCGUUAUUGUUCGUAAUUACUGUGAUUAUUAUUGCCUAUUGAGAUUUCUGGUUAAAGACUGAACUGAAAGUGUUUUAUUAACGUAUAUAUUUGAUAUUGGAUAUACAUAACGUACGAAGUGGGUGCCAUAACAGUUCCGGCUUGUUCAAAUUGAUGUUACGUUUAUAUAUUUUAUAUGUGUAUGCGGGUGUGUUGAGUGCUUAUUUACAUUUAUAUGUUAAAGCGUUUCUAUACAGAACUGUGUCAGUUCAAAAUGAAAAUAAUAUUUAUUAAAAAAAAAAUUUAGAUUUUUUUAUAAUCAUUUGGAUUUUUAUGUGAUGGCAACAAAAUACUGGUAAUUCCCCAUAGCGUGUAAUACCAAAAGGUAUGAUUUAGUUAUACGUAAUAAAUGAAUAUUAUUAUUAUGUGGUGUUAUACUUGACAUCUAAAAGCCAGUAUUUGAAAGCAUCAAGUUUUAGUCUCCGUUUAAUAUUCAUAACUUAAUAUAUAUAUUUACCGUAAAUGUUGUAUUAAUCGAGAUAUAUAUUUGUAUAAGCACUUAACAAACUCAUAGUAAUGAUUCGUACAAAAAAGUGCCUUAUUCGGUGCCUGAGCGUUCGUGCCAUACGGGCAGACGUACAAGCGGUGAGUCACAAUAUAUGCCAAAACGUAGUGGGUUCGAUUCUUGUAGAGGCCCAUAGUAGACCACCGAAUAGCUUGGCCAAAAACGCUUUGUAUAUGGCGUGGGUUCGUGUGGGUUGACGUGUUUUGGGCUGUGUUUCUACCAUUUCUCAAAAGAGUGGUAGAAAUACUAGAUAGGUAUAUUAGAUACUCGUAAAAUAUCGAAUGUUGUUGUGUGUUCUUGAAAUUCCAUGAAUGGUAUAAAAGAUAAAUUGUAUCCGAAUAAGGAUUUAUAACUAUUUAAAAUAGAAAACUACCAAGUAGAAAUACAGCCCAAUACAUUGAUUAAAUUAUUCAUUCCUUGACUAUUAUUUAAUUUAUUGUUGCCUCGAAUCAUGAAUAACAAAAUCCAAUUAUACAUUUCACUAACAAAAUCUACCAAAUUGGUAGAAAAUUAUAUAAAUGUUUCGAGGUUACGUUCUAACGUUGGAAAACGUGCAAUAAGUUAAUUAUGUGUAAAUAUAUCACAGAUCAUUGUAUUUUAACCAUUCGAUCUGAAUUGAAACUGAUCAAUUUUCUCAUUUCAUUUAGUUAUUUAGACGGUCCAUAACUUUAAUGUAAAUUAUGUAAAACAUGUAAAUAUGAGAUUAAAUAGGAAUUCUGAUUAUGUUGUUCUGUUAGAAAUAAUUGUUUGUAUUAAGUUUUUUUUAUAAAAUAGUAGUAAGUAGGAUGUAUAAAUGUAUAUUUUAUAAGUUUUUUUUGUAAUUACGUAGGUGAGUUUGGAUUUGCCAAAAUAAUAUAUGUUUUAAUUCUUCCAUUAAACAAAGGGAUUAUAUUUUGUAAAGAUGCCAAUACUGACGAUAGCAGUUAAUAUAAAAGUGAAAAUAAAAAUAAUAAAUUAAUA